Messenger RNA from Amoebophrya sp. A120, 1603 nucleotides. NCBI's taxonomy places the organism in Eukaryota, Dinophyceae, Syndiniales, Amoebophryaceae. The record is from the annotation of a GenBank genome assembly.
AUGGGAGACUAUGAAAUCAUAAACCGUCGUUUUGUCGUAAACCACGGAGGCAACGGAGUUGUGCCGCCCUACUGGGUCGAAAACGGUUUUGUAUUCAGUGCAAAAGCAAGUAAUCGCACUUACACCUAGUAUAGAAUUAAAAAUGAAUUGCAUUUGCAAAAAUAUCAAAAAGAGUAUUUGCCAGGCAGGUUCAGAUAGGACAUCACGUUUGUCAAAUGCAGGAUUGCAAUGAGCGCAAGUACCCCACUGCUUUUGCACAGCAUACGAGGUCACCUUUCUGCACGAGCCAGACGCGGAGCCCUCCCUCGCCACGAGUGCUGGUAAUUGUAGUAGCGGGGUUGGGAGCAGCAGCAGUGCGGCACAAUCACCCGCCCCCGGGAUACAGUCACCAGUGGCUGCUGCAGACCACGCAGACGCGACUGGUGCAGGAGGUGCUGGGGCCACCAAUGGUGCUGCGCAAGAUUCCGCUCCCGAACUCGGAGGUGAUGCGGGUGAACAGGUAAGUAGUACAACAGGACAACCUUCUCCUGCCGUCGGCGGUCCUGGGGCCGGCCAACAGGGAGAAGAUGGUCCUGUUGACAAUGGCAAUGGGAACAAUGGUGCCAACGCUUUCGAUAAUGAUGCUCCUGCGGAAAACCCUUGUCGUUUUCCCGAGCCGGAGCCUGAAGAGUGAAGAUAAACGCAAAUCGCCAACACAGCCCAAUUAUAAUACCUUGUGCCGUAAGGCGGGAGGCAUUACUUAGAAUUUGGUGGAACUGCUUACCAAAGCCUGAUGUAGCCGUAGUGAUCCUACGGAAUGCGUUUACGCCCGUCGAGUACCUGUGAUGCGCAGUCCGACUAUUUUUGUUUACGUAUCAUAGUCACAAAAUAAAAAGUUUCACCAACGACCUUUUUAUUUCUCGCUAGCGUGGAAGAUAGAUUCAGUGCUUGUUUGCAAAAGUAUCGUAAGGGCGUACACGGCUCUAUAUAUGAUGUUUUAUUUACUUUAGAUUUCUCUGAAGAUCUCAGAUGCAGCAUGCUUGACCUUGCGUGCAAGAAAGUAUAGUUGGAAAAUGAAACUUCUAUACAUGAUUGGAAAAUUAAAUUAUCCAUGUUCACGCUCGAAAAGAGCGCAACAAGAAGCCAAGGAAAGCUGUCAUUUAGAAACGUAGCAGCAAUUGGGAAAUUCACAUUCUAAUAGCACCUCCUGUCGGUUUUUAUUCUGGGGAACAGCAACAGCAUUUCAUGGAAAAUAGACAAUAGACUGUACGAAGAAAACAACAAAUCAGUACAUGGAGAAUCACAAAGAUACGCUCUGACGGACGGAUAAAGUUAUGUUGUACCAACCUUCGGGCAAAACGAAGAGACGAAUUCCUAUUCGAAGCAUACUUCUUGCACUUUCGCGAGCUGGCAAACAGCAUUCACUAGUGGAUAAUUCAUACGGGGUAGUUCAAGAAAGAAAAACAUGGAGAAUACAUUCUGAAGGACGUAGUAAUUAUCGUUUCAACACUCUCGUGCAAAACGAGAAGAAGAAAAUGUAGAGGCAAGCGCAGUUUUUGCGCUUCACUUUGAAAUUGUAGCAGGCAACAAUUCACUUCUCUGCGACCAAGUUCUUCGCUUCCGU